CCGAAGCUGGUGGCGCCGAGGCUCUGAGGAGGCUGCGGGGCGCGCCACACCCCGGCGGCCAGGCGGUGGCAAAAAUGCCGACCUCUGUUGCGCGGCCCCGCCCGUGCCCGGGGCCGUCCCCGGCCUCGCCGUUACCGCUGCUGCUGUUGCUGCUGCUGCUGGAGGUGCUAAGCGGCCCGGUGUGUGGCCGCGUCUCGCCUUCGGUGCCCAGGAUCUCGCUUCCUAUCUCCGAGGCUGACUCCUAUCUCACCCGGUUCACCAUCCCUCAGACAUACAAUUACUCCAUUCUCCUUGUGGAUCCUGCUUCCCAUAUGCUUUAUGUCGGCGCCCGGGACACCAUCUUCGCUUUAUCCUUGCCCUUUUCAGGGGAGAGACCUCGCAGGAUUGACUGGAUGGUGCCUGAGGCCCACAGACAGAACUGUAGGAAGAAAGGCAAGAAGGAGGAAGAAUGUCACAAUUUUGUCCAGAUUCUCGCCAUUGCCAAUGCCUCUCACCUCCUCAUUUGUGGCACCUUCGCUUUUGAUCCGAAGUGCGGGGUUAUUGAUGUGUCCAGUUUCCAGCAGGUUGAAAGACCUGAGAGUGGCCGGGGGAAAUGUCCUUUUGAGCCAGCUCAGCGGUCAGCAGCUGUAAUGGCUGGGGGCGUCCUCUACGUUGCCACUGUGAAAAACUACCUGGGGACGGAGCCGAUUAUCUCCCGGGCUGUGGGUCGUGCUGAGGACUGGAUUCGGACAGAGACCUUGCCAUCCUGGCUUAACGCCCCAGCCUUUGUUGCAGCAGUGGCCUUGAGCCCAGCCGAGUGGGGGGAUGAAGACGGAGACGAUGAAAUCUACUUCUUCUUUACGGAGAUUUCCCGAGCUUUUGAUUCAUACGAACGCGUUAAGGUCCCGAGGGUGGCCCGUGUGUGUGCGGGGGACCUUGGGGGCCGGAAGACCCUCCAGCAGAGGUGGACGACCUUUCUGAAGGCUGACCUGCUGUGUCCAGGGCCUGAGCAUGGCCGGGCCUCCAGUGUCCUGCAGGACAUGGUCAUUCUUCGACCUGAGCAUGGAUCGGGGACGCCCAUCUUUUAUGGCAUCUUUUCCUCCCAGUGGGAAGGGGCUGCCAUCUCUGCUGUCUGUUCCUUCCUACCACAAGACAUUCGGACAGUGCUGAAUGGUCCCUUCAGAGAGCUUAAACAUGACUGCAACAGGGGACUGCCUGUCAUGGACAAUGAUGUACCCCAGCCCAGACCUGGAGAGUGCAUCACCAACAACAUGAAGCUCCAACAGUUUGGCUCGUCGCUCUUCCUGCCUGACCGUGUGCUCACCUUCAUCCGGGACCACCCACUCAUGGACAGGCCAGUGUUUCCAGCUGAUGGCCACCCCCUGCUGGUCACUACAGAUACAGCCUACCUCAGAGUCGUAGCCCACAGGGUGCCCAGCCUCUCAGGGAAAGAGUAUGAUGUGCUCUAUCUGGGGACAGAGGAUGGACACCUCCACCGAGCAGUGCAAAUUGGAGCCCAGCUCAGUGUUCUUGAGGAUCUGGCCUUAUUCCCAGAGCCACAGCCAGUUGAGAAUAUGAAAUUGUAUCAAAGCUGGCUCCUGGUUGGCUCCCGUACUGAGGUGACACAAGUGAACACAACCAACUGUGGACGUCUACAGAGCUGCUCAGAGUGCGUUCUGGCCCGAGACCCUGUCUGUGCCUGGAGCGUUCGGCUAGCUGCGUGUGUGGCCCACACUGGAGAGCAUGAAGGGCUGGUUCAAGACAUAGAGUCAGCGGAUGUCUCUUCUUUGUGUCCUAAAGAGCCUGGAGAACACCCAGUGGUGUUUGAAGUUCCUGUGGCUACAGCUGCACAUGUGGUCUUGCCAUGUUCCCCGAGCUCAGCCUGGGCAUCCUGUGUGUGGCACCAGCCCAGCGGAGUGACUGCACUCACCCCCCGGCGGGAUGGGCUAGAAGUGGUGAUAUCCCCAGGGGCCAUGGGUGCUUAUGCCUGUGAAUGUCAGGAAGGUGGGGCAGCUCGUGUGGUAGCUGCUUACAGCUUGGUAUGGGGCAGCCAGCGGGGCGCUCCAAGCCGGGCUCACAUAGUGGGGGCUGGACUGGCAGGCUUCUUCCUGGGAGUUUUUGCAGCAUCCCUGACUCUCCUCCUGAUUGGUCGGCGUCAGCAGCGACAACGACAGAGGGAACUUUUGGCUAGAGACAAGGUGGGCUUGGACCUGGGGGUCCUACCAUCUGGGACCACAAGCUACAGCCAGGACCCUCCCUCUCCCUCUCCUGAAGAUGAGCGGCUGCCCCUGGCCCUGGCCAAGAGGAGCAGUGGCUUUGGUGGCUUCCCUUCACCCUUUCUGCUUGAUCCUUGCCCGAGCCCAGCCCACAUUCGGUUAACUGGGGCUCCUCUAGCCACGUGUGAUGAAACAUCCAUCUAG
Molecule: messenger RNA, 2399 nt
Organism: Eubalaena glacialis (North Atlantic right whale)
Lineage: Eukaryota; Metazoa; Chordata; Mammalia; Artiodactyla; Balaenidae
Gene: SEMA4F
Product: ssemaphorin 4F
Exons: 14
Coding region: 75-2399 (774 amino acids)
Biological process (GO): negative regulation of axon extension involved in axon guidance; positive regulation of cell migration; negative chemotaxis
Molecular function (GO): semaphorin receptor binding; chemorepellent activity
Source: RefSeq, a predicted model, not a curated record